AUGUCGGACCAUGCCAUUCUACGUAUCACACGUGAAUCCGAUAUCCGCAACGUCAAGGCGUUGAUUGUUGGUCCUCCUGGGACUCCCUAUGAGUUUGGCUUCUUCGAGUCCUCAAGCACAUGGCGCGGCGAGAGGGGCGAAGAAUGGUCAUCGGCCCAAGGCCUGGAGUCGAUCUUGAUCUCCAUCCAGAGUCUGAUGUCCUCCAACCCCUACGAAAAUGAACCGGGUUACGAAGAUGCCAAGUCUCCCGAGGACAAGAUCAUGAUGGCUCACUACAUCGCGAAGAUUCAACACGAAACUCUACGGAUUGCGGUGAUCCAGCCUCUUGAAGAUUCUCUCGGGAUUCAAUUGGAUGGAACCCUCCUCCCUCCUACGAAUGCGAGUGACACGGAUGACGAAGAGACAUGUUUUGAGGACGAAAAGGCGGCGUUUGAGCCUUUUAGUGAUCUUCGCAAGAGGCGUUUCUUGUGGUAUUACGAAUCCUACAUGCAGACGAUCGAAACCGCUGCGCAGAAAGUCAAACCGCAAGAGAAGUUCCAGCAAAUGUCUUUUGAGGGUGGAGACAAUGCCAUGGCUGGGGUCUUCGACUACCCGGAAUUGAAGAGGCGGAUACGUUUUAUCAAAGAAGCCAUCCUUAACGAGACGAAGAACUGGGCAGUUAAAGGUCUGGAGGCGAAGAAACGUGAAUCCAGAAUUGCGGUCAACCUACAACGUCAGUAUGAGCAGGUUGUUGAAGAUCUUCAACGCCAGAAGGCCUUCGCUAUUGACUUGACGCUCUUGGACGAUAACCCAUUCGUCUGGAAGAUGACCUAUUUUGGACGGCCCAUGACACACCUCGACGGCGGAAUCUUCAAGAUUAAGAUUCACCUCAGUCCCCGCUUCCCGGACGAGCAGCCGCGCGUGUUCGUCGAAACUCCUCUCUUCCAUCACCGCGUUUCUAAGGACGGAGUGCUUUGCUACUUGCCCAGGCGCACGGAAGAGAUGAAGCAUCAUAUCGAGGCGAUUGUGGAGGCCCUGGAAGAAGAAUCUCCGCCCUACGAUCCGAGAACGACGGUGAAUCUGGAGGCGUCAAAGCUCUUCUGGGGCUCAGCCGAGGAGAAGAAGAAAUACUACCGCGCACUGAGAAAGUCGGUGGAGAGAAGUACAGAGUGA
Molecule: messenger RNA, 1152 nt
Organism: Rasamsonia emersonii CBS 393.64
Lineage: Eukaryota; Fungi; Ascomycota; Eurotiomycetes; Eurotiales; Trichocomaceae
Exons: 4
Coding region: 1-1152 (383 amino acids)
Source: RefSeq, a predicted model, not a curated record